Candidula unifasciata is the source of this 495-nucleotide messenger RNA. Lineage: Eukaryota; Metazoa; Mollusca; Gastropoda; Stylommatophora; Geomitridae. The record is from the annotation of a GenBank genome assembly.
AUGCUUAUCCCAAAGAAGAACAGAGUUGCCAUCUAUGAGUACCUCUUUAAAGAGGGUGUCCUUGUAGCCAAGAAGGAUCCAUUUGCAGCCAAACAUGCAGAAAUUGAAGUCCCAAACCUUCAUGUAAUGAAGGCGUUAACCAGUCUCAAAUCAAAGGGAUAUGUCCGCGAACAGUUUGCAUGGCGUCAUUACUACUGGUACCUGACAAAUGAAGGUAUUCAGUACUUGAGGGAGUUCCUCCACCUGCCAGCUGAGAUUGUCCCUGCUACAUUGAAGAGGCAGAUUCGCCCAGAAGCCCCAAGACCCACAAGGCCAAAGGCACCUGAAGGUGGCCCUCGUGCUGGAGGUCAGGAUAGACAAGAAUACAGAAAAGCUGCAGGACCUGGUACAGACAAAAAGUCUGAAGUUGGUGCUGGAUCUGAGAAGUUUGAAUUCCGAGGUGGAUAUGGGCGAGGUCGUGGUAGCUUUGGAGGAAGUGCUCCAAGUGGACAGUAA